CUUUUUGAAAUUCUGAAGAAAUUUUUUGUUUUCUUCAUAAACUUGGUUAUUUCUCGAGAAUUAUGAGAGAUCAAGACCAUAUAACUACCCCUGACAUUAGACCUACAGAAGAAGAACAUAUAUAUACUAAUAUUAUGAUCUAAAAUCCCAGGAGAAUGUAUAGCAUGCCUGUCUCAGGGGGCAUAAGCAAUGGUUACCAUGGCUUUGGGGGAACAACAAAUGAACAUCAAAAACCAGAACAGGGAUUUGCUUUCAAACGCAGGUUUGAAAGAGUUGACUGGAGAAAAAUAGCUUCAAUUGAUGUUGACAGAAUCUCAAGGAAUUUGGACUUCCAUGUAUUACAGGAGAAUAUUCUCAAUAUCACAUUCUGUAACAUAGAAGCUGAACUGGACAUGGGCUCAGUGGAUCCAAACUUUGUGAAGCUGUUCAAGCUUGCUCAGUUAACCAUAGAAUAUUUACUGCAUUCACAAGAGUUCCUUUCGACAAACACUGCUCAGGUAGAAGAUAAGCUCAAACAGUCCCAACAUGAGAAUGAGGAGACAAUUAAUCAAUUAGAGAAAGUGAAACAAGAUCUUGCUGAUAUGAAGAAAGAAAAUCAUAAGCGCAAGAAGAUGUUAUCAGCUCAGCAACAAAUGAUGCAAUCUGGGGUUAACUCAUACCAUAAGUGUGCAUUUUGUGCCAAAGCCUUCAUCAAUCCGUCCUUCCUUACCGCUCAUGUAACUAGGCGACACAAUGCAUCCAUGGCAACCUCACCUGGCAACAUGCAACUGGAUUCAACCAAUCAGCAAUCAGGGAUGCCAGAUUCAACCAAUCAGCAGUCAGCAAUGUUGAAUACUGGGGUGAGGAAUACACUGCAGGAGAUACAGGACCAGCUGAAACAAACACAGGCCCAGUUAGAGCAGGAGAAAAAUACAAUUAAUGCUUUGAAAAAUAAGGAAGGGGAGAAAGACAAUAAUAGAGAUUCAGAAAUCAGAAAUGAAAUGGAAAAAUGGAGGAUAAAACAAACUGAACAACAUAAGUUGGAGAUGGAUUCUAUAAGAGAUAUGUUUAUGAAAGAGUUGAAGGAAGUGAAUGAAAAGUACUCAGCUUCAGAGAGAGCAGUUUAUCAACAUCAUAAGAAAUACGGGAAACCAUCCAAUCUAGGUGAGCUAAAAGAUGAUAUAGAACUGGAUAAAGACCUAAUUUUACAACAGCGUGAGGAGGUUGCUAAAUUAAAGGAACAGCUGUCAGAUCAGUUGAAUAAUGUCGAGGAUGCAAUGUACCAAAAGUUUGAAGAUGAGAGGAAAGCAUUGGCUAAAAAACAAAAAGAACAGGACAAAAAACAUAAACAGGAACUUGCCGAGUUAAAGGGAGCCCUACUAGAUGCUCAGAGUGCCCUUGAAGAACAGAAGGACUCCAACAAGGGGGAAUAUGACAAAAGAGUCAGCAAAGUCCUUUAGGCUACAGAAGCUAAACAGAGAGAACUUGACAAAGCUGUGGCAAA
Molecule: messenger RNA, 1483 nt
Organism: Owenia fusiformis
Lineage: Eukaryota; Metazoa; Annelida; Polychaeta; Sabellida; Oweniidae
Source: the annotation of a GenBank genome assembly